AUGACCCUCUCCCUUACCAUCAAUGACAAGACGGUCGAAGUGCUCGACGGCGCCACGGUGCUGGACGCCGUUAAUGCCUCGCAGACCUACCUCUCCCAGCUGUGUAAAGACCCCGAUAUGAAGGCCAUCGGGGCCUGCCGCACCUGCCUGGUGCAGAUAGAGGGCACGCGCGGUUUUCCUGCAUCGUGCUCAGUGCCGGCCCGUGACGGAAUGGUGGUCCGCACCGACACUGCAGACGUUGAGCGCAUACGGUCCGGUGUCUUGGAACUUACACUGGCAAUGUUGUCCUCCGACGCUCCGGCCCAGUCUGCGGUGGCGUCAGCCAUUCGGGGCGAAGGCGAGUACGGGCAAUUGACCCGCGCCGCCCAGCACUACGGCAUAAGCGGCUCAAGGUGGCAAUCUCGUGAAAGGCAGGAAACGGAUACCAGCAACCCGGUAUUCAGCAUCGGGAUGGAGGCGUGCAUCCUCUGUGCCCGCUGUGUAAAUGCCUGCCAGGAAGAGCACCAGUUUAUCGGCGCCAUAGACUUUCUGGGUGCGGGCAAUACAGGACGCAUUGGCGCCUUCAUGGAUAAACCCCUGUUGGAGUCCAUCUGCACUACCUGCGGGCAAUGUCUGUCUGUCUGUCCCACGGGGGCCAUCCAGGCCAAGACUACCAUCUCUCAGUCCGUGGCCGUUGACCCUCACUCCCUGGCCCUCUCCCGCGAGGAGAGGGGAGAAGAAUCGGGGGUGAAUCUCAAGAAAAGCGUCUCCACUACCUGCCCCUACUGCGGCGUCGGCUGUGGGAUUAGGGUACAGGUCAGCGAUGACGACGAAAUCGUGGCAGUGGAGGAUGACCCUGACAACCGUUCCAGCGAGGGGAUGCUGUGCGUCAAGGGACGGUUCGGCACCUCCUUCGUCCACCAUCCCGACCGCCUGACCACGCCGCUGAUUAAGGAAAAUGGGGAGUUUCGCGAGGCAAGUUGGGACGAAGCCCUGGAUUUGAUUGCCGACAAGCUGGUCAACUACCGCGACGACAACUUCGGCACCCUCUGUUCGGCCAAGGCCAGCAACGAGGACGGGUACAUCCAGCAGAAGUUUGCCCGCCUGAUAAUGCAGACCAACAACAUCGACCACUGCACCCGCCUUUGCCACUCGCCGUCGGUGGAGGCCAUGCUGGCCAGCCUGGGAAGUGGGGCCACCAGCAACUCCUACACCGACUACGAGAAUGCCGGCUGUCUGUUUGUCAUUGGCUGUGACCCCACUUCCAACCACCCGGUGGCCGCGUCGCGCAUGCGGCGGGCCGUGGUGGAACACGGUGCCAAGCUGAUCGUCGUCAAUCCUCGCCGCAUCGAUAUGUGCGACUACGCCGACCUUUGGUUGCGGCCCUAUCCCGGCACUGACGUGGCGCUGCUGAACGGCAUCGCCAAGGUUGUGCUGGAUGAGGGCCUGGUGGACGAAAAGUUCGUUGCCAACCGCACCGAGGGAUUUGAGGAAUGGGAGCGGGUCAUCCACAACUAUCGACCGGAACGGGUGGAGGAGAUAACCGGAGUGUCCGCCAAUGACCUGCGGAGGGCAGCCCGGAUGUAUGCCAGGCCGCCAAUUCCCGACAAGGUUCCUUUUGCCGCUGCAUCCCCGACCUCGGUCUCCCCUCUCCCUCAGGGACAAGGGACGGGGGUGAGGGGCUACGCCGGUUCCUGCCUCAUUUGGGGUAUGGGCAUUACCCAGCACACUAACGGCACUCCCAACGCCCACGGGCUGCUGAACCUGGCGCUGGUAACGGGGCAACUCGGAUUUCCGGGGAGCGGGGUGUCACCCCUGCGGGGGCAGAACAACGUCCAGGGCUGUGGCGACGCCGGCUGUAUUCCCGACAACAUGCCCGGAUACCAGGGCUACCGGCCCGAGGCAAUGGACAAGUUCGAGGAAGCUUGGGGAGGCCAGCCUUUGCCCGGAAUCAGGGGCCUGGUUAUCACCCAGAUUGUGCAGUCCAUCGGUGAGGACUUCGGCGUUAAGGCCAUGUACAUCACCGGCGAGAAUCCGCUGCUUAGCGAGCCCGACCUGAACGAAGCCGCCGAAAAAAUUGCCGAUGUGGUGCUGCCGGCCACCAGCUUCGCCGAGAAGGACGGGACCUUCACCAACAGUGAGCGUCGGGUGCAGCGCAUCCGCAAGGCGGUUGAGCCGCGGGGACAGAGCCGGCCGGACUGGGAAAUUAUCUGCGACCUGGGCCGCCGCAUGUGCCGCAAGCUGGGACUGCCCCUGGAAGACCAGUUUACCUACCGCCACCCGUCGGAGAUUUUCGACGAGAUGGCCCGUCUGACGCCCAUAAUGUCUGGCAUCAGCUACGAUCGCCUGGACAAAGAGGGUGGCAUCCAGUGGCCCUGUCCCACGCCGGAUCAUCCGGGUACUCCCUACCUGUAUGCCGAUUCGUUCCCUCGCGGCCCAAGGGCCAUGUUCCUGGGGUACGAGCAGGGACCGUUGUCCGACGAAAGGCCCAACCGCCGGUAUCCGCUGAUUCUGAACACAGGCCGCAUUCUCUACCACUGGCACGGCGGCACCAUUACGCGACGGGUGCCGGGCCUGCUGGCCCGCUCGCCCGAACUGGAAGUGUCGAUAAAUCCCGCCGACGGCGAGAAAUUCGGCAUCACCGACGGUCAGGAAAUUCGUGUGACCUCCCGUAGGGGUGAGCUUACCGGCAAAGCUCUGUACACUGACCGGAUGCGUGCCGGCGAGAUAUUCAUUCCCUUCGUGAAACUGUCGGAAUCGGCGGCCAACUUCCUGACCAACUCGGCCUUUGACCCGGACACCAUGAUUCCGGAAUACAAGGUCUGCGCGGUGCGGGUGGAGUCGGCGGAGUAA
Molecule: messenger RNA, 2832 nt
Organism: Geodia barretti
Lineage: Eukaryota; Metazoa; Porifera; Demospongiae; Tetractinellida; Geodiidae
Source: the annotation of a GenBank genome assembly